GCCAACAAAGCCUUCUUAGCGCCUUUUCAUCAGCCCCCUCAGACCUCAGCUCUUGCCAGCAGCAGCAUCUUUUCUUAUUUUUGUGGAUAUUUUUUUAAGGAAGAAGAAGAAGAAGGAGAAGGAGACGAGUUAAACGACAUCCUCCGGGAAGAUACCGGCAACGGCCAGAGCAACGGAUUGAUAAAAAAAAUGAAGGAAAUGAAGGACCCAGAAAUCAAGCUUUUUGGGAAAAAGAUUGCCUUGCUGGAGAACGGCAAGCGGAUUCUUGUGGUGGUUCCCGCCGCCGGCGAGGACUCUUCUGGUGCUUCUGGCGGAGAAAACAGCGUCGGGUCGGAUUCUGAUCUGUCUAUGGACAGCAGAAAAGCUGAAGAUGAGAAAGAUCAAGAGAAGCGAGAAACUGCUUCUGAUAAGGAUUGUCCAUCUGGGAAGCUCUGCAGCUCAGAGCCACGAGUAAAGGAUCCAAUUGCAGAAGAAUUACCAAUUCUUAAAAGCUCAUCAGAUUCUGAUGGAAACUCCAACAAUUACUCCACAGAUGAAGACUCUCCAGUAAAACAACGUCCAAAGGCUGAAAAUGAUCAGAGCGAUACUACUGAUUCACAACAGAAAACUCUCAAGAAGCCAGAUAAAAUUCUUCCAUGCCCUCGCUGUAAUAGUAUGGAUACGAAAUUCUGUUACUAUAACAAUUACAACAUUAAUCAGCCUCGCCAUUUCUGCAAGAGCUGCCAGAGAUAUUGGACCGCUGGGGGAACGAUGAGGAAUGUGCCGGUGGGAGCUGGUCGACGUAAAAAUAAGAAUUCUGCCUCACAUUGUCGCCAUAUCACUAUCUCUGAAGCCCUUCAAGCUGCUAGAAUUGAUACUCCAAAUGGAUUUCACCACUUGAACUUUAAACCCAAUGGAACUGUGCUUUCUUUUGGUUCUGACUCCCCGCUUUGUGAUUCCAUGGCUUCAGUUUUGAAUCUAGCAGAGAAGAAGUCACCAAAUGGAAGCCAAAAUGGAUUCUAUAAACUUGAUCAUGGAAUUUCAGUUUCUUUAAAAGGGACGGAAAAUGGUGACGAUUGCUCUAGUGGUUCUUCUGUCACAACAUCGAAUUCAACGGUCGAUGGAGCCAAAAAUGGGCUCCAAGAGCCAGUUAUGCAACAAAUCAAUGGGUUUCCAUCUCCAGUUUCCUGUCUUCCUGGGGUCCCAUGGGCUUUUCCCUGGAGUUCCACUGUUCCUUUGCCAGCCAUUUGUCCCCCGGGGUUUCCCAUGCCAUUUUACCCUACUCCUUUUUGGAACUGCGGGGUGCCCGGUGCCUGGAGUAUUCCAUGGUUACCCCCUGUCUUUCCUACAGGAAACCAAAAAAAUUCAGGCUCUGGUCCUAAUUCACCAACUUUAGGUAAGCACUCUAGAAAUGGUGAGUUGAUUAAACAAAACAAUCCUGAGGGUAAAGAGUCCCAAGAGCAGAAGGCUUCUGAAGGAUCAAUUCUGAUUCCCAAAACUUUGAGGAUUGAUGAUCCUGACGAAGCUGCAAAGAGUUCGAUAUGGACAACCCUUGGAAUUAAUUACGACUCUAUCAGCAGGGGAGGGCUUUUCAAGGCCCUUCAACCAAAGGGUGAUGAAAAGAAACACUUAACAACAGCAUCGCCGGUGUUGCAAGCUAACCCUGCUGCCUUAUCAAGGUCUGUGACCUUCCAAGAGAGUGCCUAAAAUGUGCACUUAUCUCAGGGGCAUCGACAAUCCAAGAAAUCUGAGUGCAGCUCAACUGAAUGACUUGUAAUCGCUUGCCCCCGCUUCAGACUAGUUUUUGCCACUAGUUGAUUUUCCUGCCUCGUGAACAUAUUAGUGUGUUGAGGCAAUUCUGGGAGAAAAUCAGUUCUCCCUUUUUUUUUCUCUUUUUUUUUCCCUUAAUCUUCAGAGCAGGUGCCUCUUUUUUGUACCUGUCUUGUGUGGUUUCAUGUAAAUAUUAUUAUAAAGAAAUACUGACAGAUAGUAGUGUGUGACUGUGAGAGAGUGAUAGAUAUCUAGAUGCACCAACAUCUAAAUGUGGUCUGAUGUAACUACCUAGUUAGUGUGAAAAGCUGCCUUUUUCCAUUCUCCAUCAUGGUAUGAAUAAAAAGCAGAGAAUGUUGUUUUCUUGACUGUA
Messenger RNA from Coffea eugenioides, 2122 nucleotides. Its product is annotated as cyclic dof factor 3. Bases 190 to 1686 code for a protein of 498 amino acids. The transcript is spliced from 2 exons. Gene Ontology annotation, molecular function: DNA binding; DNA-binding transcription factor activity. Lineage: Eukaryota; Viridiplantae; Streptophyta; Magnoliopsida; Gentianales; Rubiaceae. The record is from RefSeq and is a predicted model, not a curated record. Gene Ontology annotation, biological process: regulation of DNA-templated transcription.